UCUUAUAGUUCCUAUUUUUAAGCAAUUUGAUUUAUCGAAAAGAGUUUGGGACAGUAGUGUCUGCCAUAUUUUUUCACUUUUCUGGUAUGGAUUAGCUUAUUAUGAAAUAAACGUACUAAAAAGAACCGAUACAUGGAUUCAUGCUUAAAAUUUAUUAGAUUCACCUGUCUCAACAAGAUAUAUCUAUUCUUUCUAUUACCUAGCCACUACUAUGAUUACAGUAGGUUAUGGAGAUGUAACACCAAAAAAUCAAAUAGAAUGCAUUUUUUCAGUUAUUACUAUGUUCUUUACAGGAUGUGUAUAUGCCUAUAGUUUAAAUUCAAUAGGAAAUAUAAUAUAAAACAUUGAAAAAAGUAACAUUAGUUAUAGAGAAGAUAUGUAAGUCAUACAUAGACUUAUGAGAGAAGAAAACGUUGAUAAUGAUUUAAGAAUAAGAAUAUCUGACUAUAUAGAAUAUAUACAUAAAGAAUCUAAUGAAGUUUUAAAAAAAUUAAAAAAUGAAGUAAUCGAUAAAUUAUCUAAACAUUUAAAAAGUGAUUUAGUAUAGGAAAUAUAAGCUUAAAUAAUGGAAGAGUGUUUAUUUUCGCCUGGAGAAGUAAUUUUCCAUUAAUCUGAUUAUGAUGAUAAUUGUUUAUAUAUUUUAGUAAAGGGAAACGUUGAAAUUAUUUAAGAAAGUCUUAACUAAAAAUAAUAUGAAACUAUAAUAAAAGUCUUAAAAAAAAAUCAGUAUUUUGGAGAAAUAGGAUUUAUUACAGGAAAUAAAAGGUGCGCAACUGCUAAAGCUAUAGAUUUUUGCAGAGCUUAUAGAAUUCGAAGAACCGAUUUUUUAGAAAUAAUAAGAAAUAAUUCUUAUGACUACGAAAAUUUCUAAAUGGUAAUAGAAGCUUUUGAUUGUGGUUUACAUAUGGGAAAACAAGGAUAUGAAUAAUUACCAUUAUUCGAUAAAGUAAAGACUGAUAAAAUAGACAUAAUAUUUAUAACCCAUUUCCAUUUAGAUCAUUGCGCUGCACUUCCAUAUAUAACAUCCAAGACAAAUUUUAAAGGAAAAGUAUAUGCUACAUCUCCUACAAGAGCUAUAUACAAACACGUUUUGAAAGAUUCAACAAGAGACAAGAGUGAUAACAUAACAUUAUAUAAAGUUGAUGAUAUAGAGCGUUCAUUAAAAUUUAUCGAAGUAAUUGAUUUUCAUUAAGAAAUGGAACAUGAUAAUAUCAAAUUUAAAUGUUACCCAGCAGGUCAUGUUUUAGGAGCAGCAAUGUUUUUAGUAGAAAUAGAAGGAGUAAGAGUACUCUAUACAGGUGAUUAUAGUACUGAAAAAGAUAUAUUAAUUCAACCUGCUGAAAUUCCUCAUGAAAAGUAGAUGUAUUAAUAGUUGAAAGUACACACGGAUGUAGUAAUCAUGAACCAAGAAGUUAAAGAGAAAGUAGUAAAAAAUGGAGGAAAAUGCCUACUUCCAGUUUUAGCUUUAGGCCGUGCUUAAGAAAUAGUUUUAAUCCUCGAAUAAUUUUGGAAAUAGAAUGCGACCGAACUCCAAGAUAUUAAAAUUCACUAUACAGCUGAAUUAUUUUAAAAAGCAAAUAAAAUAUUCCAAUAUUACAAAAAUAUGAUGUCUGAUCCUAUUUUUUGUCCUAGAAACGGAGAAAGAGAAAAAUUCUAUUUCAAUGUAACUUAAUCUUGUAAAAUUGUAGGAGAUUUAGAAAAAGAAAAUAAAUAACUUUUUAGUAAAUAAACUCUUUGCAGAGGAACUAUAGAAUUAGAUGAAAAUUAAAAAGAAUAUGUAAAAGUUUAAACUGAUUUAGGAAUUUGGAUAGAUAAUUAAAAAUAAGAAGCUACAAUAAAGUGGACUUCAUCAGAAAAAAAUGACAUUAUUGCUGAUGUUUUUGGUGAUUUUUUAUCUAAAAUUACUAAUAAAAGUGAAGAUAUUUUUAGUGAAGAAAGAAAGUAAGAAUUAGGUACUAUUGAUUUAGAAGGAAAAGAAAUUAUUGUAAGUUAAUAGAAUAUUCAUAUUAAAAAUAAAUUAUAACCAGUUUUAGAUUUAAUGAUGAAUAUUGAAUAUUGA
Messenger RNA from Ichthyophthirius multifiliis, 2059 nucleotides. RefSeq lists its product as hypothetical. The record is from RefSeq and is a predicted model, not a curated record. The transcript has 11 exons. Gene Ontology annotation, molecular function: 5'-3' exonuclease activity; RNA binding; RNA endonuclease activity. Lineage: Eukaryota; Ciliophora; Oligohymenophorea; Hymenostomatida. Gene Ontology annotation, biological process: mRNA 3'-end processing by stem-loop binding and cleavage. The annotation marks the transcript as partial. Gene Ontology annotation, cellular component: mRNA cleavage and polyadenylation specificity factor complex.